This is a messenger RNA of Saccostrea echinata, 792 nucleotides long. Its product is annotated as threonine aspartase 1-like. Lineage: Eukaryota; Metazoa; Mollusca; Bivalvia; Ostreida; Ostreidae. The record is from RefSeq and is a predicted model, not a curated record. Bases 1 to 792 code for a protein of 263 amino acids. Gene Ontology annotation, biological process: protein maturation. Gene Ontology annotation, molecular function: threonine-type endopeptidase activity. The transcript is spliced from 10 exons.
AUGGACAGUCCUCUAAAAAUAUUUGAGGUGGAAUCUGGUGCCAUGGAGGAGUGGAGGAUACCAAUCAACACAAAAAGAAGAUGCUUAUGUGAAACUCUGAAAAACCGCAUGCUUAAAGGUGCUGGAGAAAGGGAGGGGUGCUGUAGAGAUUCUGUGCUGACUAAUGCAGGCGUCGGAUCCAAUCUAAACAUCAAUGGCUCUGUGGAAUGUGAUGCCUCUAUUAUGGAGGGAAGGAAGCUGGUGUUUGGAGCAGUUGGGGCCAUUUCCGGUGUAAAGAACCCAGUAGAGGUAUCGGCCACACUGGUAUCCAGACAGUUAGGGGACAAGUUGUCCCUGGGGAGACUGCAUCCCAGUGUCAUUUUAGGUAAAGGAGCUAAACAGUGGGCUGGAGAAAAUGGGAUAAAAAUUUUGGAAACCGGAUGCUUAAUAACAGAUGAAGCUCGGAAAACUUACCAGAAUCACAAAAGGAAACUGGACAUUGUAAAUGAGAGAGAAACCAGCAAGAAAAGGAGACUAACACAACAGAAAAAUGACAAAACAGGAGAAAGUUGUGAUGUACAGGAAGAAGAGAAGAUACAGGACACGCUGGGGGCUAUCGUCAUGGAUACCAGUGGUAACAUAGCAUCAGCGGUGUCCAGUGGUGGAAUUUCUUUGAAACAACCAGGAAGACUUGGCCCUGCAGCGACGUAUGGUGCUGGAUGUUGGGCCUACAAUCAGAGACCAGGAAAACCAGGGGUGACGACAGAAACGGACAAGGGUAAAGUGCGUUACCCUAGUCCAAGAUGGCGAUAG